AUGGAGUUUGUCCUUGAUUUAAUUGCUGAGCGGUCAGUGAUUAGAGAAUCGCUAAAAGGUGUGUGGAUAAUGUGGACGGUAUUUUUCAAUCGAUUGUUUGGACCUAUCACACCCGCCACAAACGAGUUUCUCAAUAUAACGUACCCCAUUGCUGUCAAUUUGCCCGAUUUGGAUUCCCUUAUAGAUGAACGAAUUAAUCAAUUGGUUAAAUCGAAUUUUGACAGGAGGUUGCCUCUGAAGGGGGUGGUAAACAUUCAGUUUCUUGAUAAGGAUGGACACAUCAAGAAGAAAACUGGAUGGUUUGGCGGCAAAGUGGAUACACAAACUAGUGACAAUUUAAAGGCGUGGGAAUCGUGGAUUAUUAACGUCGAAUGUUUACCAAUCGACGAAAGACCAACAGAAACAUCAUCACCUCAAACUGACCAACCACCAGCAACUCACCCCAGAGAUAACAAUUACAGUACCAAUAUGGUAAAGUCAAUCAAAAGUUUCGAGCUUAAUCUUAUCAAAAUAAUCGACUCGGUAGAUAGGCACAAACAGCACAUUCCACCUAUCACAACUCUAGAAAGCUCCCCCUUCCCCUACAAAAUCUCCGUGCUUGAAGCGGAAACAGUUACAGCCACCGGUUCGGAAGCGCUGUCUUCGUCAGUAAGAACCGAACAAAUCGACGAGAGCUGGGGUGAUUAUAUAAAGAAAAUGCUAUAG
Messenger RNA from Spathaspora passalidarum NRRL Y-27907, 705 nucleotides. RefSeq lists its product as uncharacterized. The coding region runs from base 1 to 705 and encodes 234 amino acids. Lineage: Eukaryota; Fungi; Ascomycota; Pichiomycetes; Serinales; Debaryomycetaceae. The record is from RefSeq and is a predicted model, not a curated record. Gene Ontology annotation, biological process: autophagy; autophagosome assembly. The transcript has 3 exons. Gene Ontology annotation, cellular component: phagophore assembly site.